CCUCGAACUCCGGCCCUCCCUGUCCAUCUCACUGUAUCACACACAGAGGCGUGGUCAUCUCCCUCUCUCUCACUUCUACCUAGUUUUACGAUCUCAAAUCUCCGACCAAAUUUCGAAUUUGCCGCCUUUUCAUCUCAUUCGCACGCAAAUUUCUGUGACCAUCAUCCUUGAAGCAAGCCGUGACGCCUCCGGCCGCCCAUUUAGGCCUCUUCAAUUUCAACCCAUUUCGGAAUGGAGAUUGUAUCUCCAAGCUGCAGGAGGAGUGGCCAAAAGGACAGGGGUACAAGGAGGGUGUGGAGUAGAAAAGAGGAGGAGCAAUUGCUUGAAGCAUUGAGGGAGAUAUGCUCCUCGGGUUGGAAGUGUGAAAAUGGCACUUUUAGGGCUGGUUAUCUACAAGCGCUGGAAAAUUUAAUCUUCAGGGCUUUGCCUGGCACUGAUCUUAGGGCUUUCCCACACUUUGAGUCAAAGAUUAAGGUAUGGAAGCGUCAGUACAGUCAGCUUGUGACAAUGUUGAGGACAAGUGGAAUAGGGUACAGUGAGAGUGAUAUGAUGAUUAAAGUAGAAAGUGAUGUCAUAUGGGAGGAAUAUCUGAAGAAAGACCGUGAUGCUAAGGGCAUGAGAGACAAACCUUGGCCAUACUACAACCAAUGGCGCCUCAUAUUUGGCAAGGAAAGAGCCACCGGUGAACAUGCCGAGUGUCCAGUGGACAUGGUAGAGGAGCUGGAGAGAGAAAAAGCAGCUGAUGAUAAUGAGAAUGUAGCUGCGGGGACAAGGAGGGCGUGGAGUAGAAAGGAGGAGGAGCAAUUACUUGAAGCACUGAGGGAGAUGUGCUCCUCGGGUUGGAAGUGUGACAAUGGCACCUUUAGGGCUGGUUACCUGCAAGUGCUGGAAAAUUCAAUCUUGAGAGCCUUGCCUAGCACUGAUCUUAGAGCUGUCCCACACCUUGAGUCAAAGAUUAAGAUGUGGAAGCGUCAGCACAAUCGGCUUGCAACAAUGUUGAGGACUGGUGGAAUUGGGUACAAUAAUACUGAUAUGAUGAUUAAAGUAGAGAAUGAUGACAUAUGGGAGGAAUAUCUGAAGAAAUACCGUGAUGCUAAGGCCAUGAGAGAUAAACCAUGGCCAUACUACAAUCAGUGGUGCCUCAUAUUUGGCAAGGAAAGAGCCAAUGGUGAACAUGCCGAAUGUCCGGUAGACAUGGUGGAGGGGUUAGAGAGAGAGAAAGCAGCUGAAGAUAAUGAGAAUGUAGCUGGGAUGAGUGUGGGGCUGGAUGACACUAGUGUAUCGACUAGUGUCACACAAACUCAAAAUGAGGAUGCAGAGAACUCCCAAGGUAAAAAACAAAAAAGGAAGAAAGCUAGUGGAUCUGAUGCCUGGGCUGCUGGUUUAGGCGAGAUGGCAAAGGCAUUGACUGCUUUCAUUUCUGAUAGCAGUCAGAAGCUUGACAUCAUUGCUCAACGGGUGGGAUAUGCACAUGAUGCUGCUGAGGCAAGGCGGAGAGUAAAUGGGGAGCUUGAGAGGAUUGAAGGGCUAGCAAGGGUUGAGAGACUAAGGGCUGGGUCAAUGAUUGUUGGUGACCCUCAAAAGGUUGAUUACUUCUUUAGCUUGUCGGAUUGCGACAAGGCUGAGUGGGUGCGAUUGCUUUUAAGUGGUCUCUUAUGACGGUUAUUUCAUGUGGGCAUUUUUAACUCUAUUAAUUAUUCUGAAUACUUUGUGACGUUAGCUAUGGUUGUACUUCUUAUUUGCAUAGAGUUAUAUAUUUCUUUGAAGUCAU
Molecule: messenger RNA, 1771 nt
Organism: Ilex paraguariensis (yerba mate)
Lineage: Eukaryota; Viridiplantae; Streptophyta; Magnoliopsida; Aquifoliales; Aquifoliaceae
Source: the annotation of a GenBank genome assembly